Aspergillus steynii IBT 23096 is the source of this 1204-nucleotide messenger RNA. Its product is annotated as putative adenosine deaminase. Gene Ontology annotation, biological process: adenosine catabolic process; inosine biosynthetic process. The record is from RefSeq and is a predicted model, not a curated record. Bases 72 to 1133 code for a protein of 353 amino acids. The transcript is spliced from 4 exons. NCBI's taxonomy places the organism in Eukaryota, Fungi, Ascomycota, Eurotiomycetes, Eurotiales, Aspergillaceae. Gene Ontology annotation, molecular function: adenosine deaminase activity.
CCUCUUUUCAAUUCCCUCUUAUCUCCAUCCCAUCUACUUCAUCCGCCAUCCAAUCCAAAUAGAUCAUCACCAUGGACUACUCCAAACUCGUCGAUGCAGAAUUCACCCAGUUGCUGCCUAAAAUCGAGCUACACGCUCACCUGACCGGGAGCAUCAGCCGCCAAUGUCUCCAUGACAUCUGGGUGCAGAAGAAGGCCCAGGAUCCGGAUUUAUCAGUCGACGAUCCAUGGGUCAUCAUGCCCCCUGGCAAGGUGGACUAUUCUCUCUCAACGUUCUUCAACGUCUUCUCCCAAUCCAUCUACCACCUCUGCAACGACCUCCCCAGCAUCGCCUACGCCACCACCUCCGUCCUCACUGACUUCCUGAACGACGGCGUCCGCUACCUCGAGCUCCGCACCAUCCCCCGCCCCUCGCCCACCGCCGCCUUCACGCGCCACGAAUACCUCGACACCGUGCUCACCACCAUCGAGCAGUUCCGGCUCUCCAACCCCGACCUCACCAUCGCCCUCAUCCUCGCCCUCGACCGCGCCACCACCUCCGCGCCCGACGCCCUCGCCAUCGUCGACCUGGCCCUCGCCCACCGCGCCCGCGGCAUCGUGGGGCUCGACCUCUGCGGAAACCCUACCAAAGGGGACGUGGCGAUCUACGGGCCCGCGUUCGCCAAAGCCAAGGAGCACGAGCUCGGCGUGACGCUGCAUUUCGGGGAGGUGGCGCGCCCGGCGACGCCAGGGGAGCUGGAGACGCUGUUGGGGUUCGAGCCCGAUCGCCUGGGCCAUGUCAUUCAUGUGCCUGGGCCGGUGAAGGAGGAGAUUGUGAGACGGCGUCUGGGGCUGGAGCUGUGUCUGUCGUGUAAUGUGCACGCGCAGAUGUUUGAUGGCGGGUUCACGGAUCAUCAUUUUGGGGAGUGGUGGAGGGGGGCUGAGUGUCCGGUUGUUCUGUGUACCGACGACGUGGGAUUCUUUUGCAGUCCCGUUUCCAACGAAUAUCGACUGGCCGCGGAGCACUUCGGACUCAGUCGCACCGACGUGCUGCGCAUGUGCCGAGACUCAGUCGAGGUGAUCUUCGGCGGGGAGGAGGAAAAGGCACGGCUCCGGGGGCUACUGGAUGAGUUUGAAGCUGAGUAUACGAAAUGAGUUGACGUGAGACGAUACGACCGAAAUAGAUGACUACAGAGCGAAGCAUGAAAAGUGAGGAUUGGUCAUAA